CCCGACCAGGACAUGGUGCUGUCAGAGCUGGCCGUGCGCCUCAACUGCCCUGAAUACAAAAACUGGGUGAAGGCGGGCCACUGCCUGCUGCUGCUGCGCGGCUGCCUGCAAGGCUUCGUCGGCCGCGAGGUGCUCGCCUUCCACCGCGACUUGCUCGCCGCCGCCCCCGGCCUGGGCCCCCGUGCCUUCUGCCGUGGCGGCUGGCGGUGCAGCCCGCGCGCCCGCCAGUUUCAGCCUCAGUGUCAGGUGUGUGCAGAGUGGAAAAGGGAGAUUUUGAGCCAUCACACCAACAGAAAUGGGGACGUCCACUGGGGAAACUGUCGGCCGGGGCUCUGGCCUGUCGACGCCUGGGAGGUGGCCAAGGCCUUUAUGCCCCGAGGACUGGCAGACAAAAGAGGACCCGAAGAAUGUGAUGCCGUCGCUCUUUUAAGUCUCAUCAACUGUUGCGAUCACUUCAUGAUUGAUCGAAAGAAAGUCACAGAGGUGAUUAAGUGUCGUAAUGAGAUCAUGCACUCUUCAGAGAUGAAAGUAUCUUCUAUGUGGCUUCGAGAUUUUCAGAUGAAGAUCCAAAAUUUUCUGAAUGAAUUCAGGAAUAUCCCAGAGAUUGUGGCGGUAUACUCCAGAAUAGAACAGCUGUUGACAUCUGACUGGGCUGUUCACAUCCCCGAGGAAGAUCAGCGAGAUGGGUGUGAAUGUGAAACAGGAAUUUACCUGAGUGAGAGCCAAGUAAAUGAAAUAGAAAUGGAAUUACUAAAGGAAAAACUUCAAGAGAUUUAUCUUCAAGCAGAAGAGCAAGAGGUGUUGCCUGAAGAGACCUCAACAAGACUGGAAAUGGUGAAGGAAUUUCUGAGACACAAUGAGGAUCUUAGAAAAGGUCUUACAGAAGAGAUGCAGAAGCUAGACAGCCUCUACCUCCAGCAUCAGAAACAGGACUCAAAGGAGCCUGGCGGGGAGAUGCCUGAAGAGAGGGCCUAAGGUUGUCCUUUGAUAAAAAUCAGGCAUGUUCUGUGACAGCCAGCACAGCUUCCAUCUCAGCCAUCCUUUCCUGGGCCAGAGGAAAAACAUUCAAGAGUACUCUACACAGUCUUUCUCUGGACUUGCCUUUGGUGCUUCGGGGGUAUUUUUUUUUUUUUAAUACUCAUAAGCUUGGAGUUGUAUAAUCUGUACUGAUAAAAAAAAAUCGGGUACUCUCGGGCCAAAACUUGCUACUAUCCAGGGAUUUUUUUUUUCUAUUUAACAGGUGAGAUUUUUUUUUUCUUUUUUAUUGUGGUAAAUUUACAUGAGAAGUCCUGAUGGCACGCUGGUUAAGCACUUGGCUGCUAACUCAAAGGUCGGUGGUUCAAACCCACCAGCCACUCCACAGGAGAAAGAUGUGGCGGUCUGUUCCUGUAAAGAUUAUAGCCUUGGAAACCCUGUGGGGCAGUUCUGCUCUGUCCUGUACGGUCACUAUGAGUCGGAAUCAACUAGAUGGCAGUGGGUUUGGUAAAUUUAUAUGUAACAAACCAUUUGCCAUUUCUUAAGUGUACCAUUCAGUGACGUAAAAGGUGAAUUUUUUUCUGGUCCUAAACUAGCUACUUACCAUGGUAAAGGCUGUGUCUGGCCGGUCCCCUGACGAGGCACAGCAGCCUCUCCCCCCACCCCCAUUCUGCUACCUCCAUGUGCAUAGUUCUGUAGAAGAGAUUCCCAUGGGGUACGCAUGGGAAGAGACUCACAGCAGUGGGCUUAACCAGCCAUCAGGAGGGGACUGGUUAAAUAGAUACAGCACAUUGGCACCACUGAACGGUAUGCAGCUGUUAAAAAGAAUGAGGCAAUGCAGUAAAAGGGAAUGAUCUCUAAGGUACCAAACCAAAAAAACCAAACCUGUUGCCAUCAAGUCGCUUCCAACUCAUAGCGACCCUAUAGGACAGAUUAGAACUGCCCCAUAGAGUUUCCAAGGAGCACCUGGUGGAUUUGAACUGCCAACCUUCUGGUUAGCAGCUGUAGCACUUAACCACUAUGACACCAGGGUUUUCCUCUAAAGUACAGGAAGUAGAAAAAAUGCUGAACAAUGUGUAGCAUGCUGUAAUGCCAUUUGUGUUUUUAAAUAACAGAAGUCUGGAAAGUUGCAUGCUUUUCCCAAUUUUUUUUUGCUCUGCUACGUCUGGGAAAGCAAGUAGACUGGGGGCGGGGGGCAGGUGGUGGCUAGAAGGAACUUGCUUUUCUAGUUCGUAUAUGCCCAUAUGAAAUUUUUCUAACAAACAUGCACUUGUGUAUUUUGAAAUUUUUUAAUUAAAAUUUUUGAUUUCAAAAUAAUAAAAGACAUGAACAAUAAAAUUCAAACUUGCAAGACUUGCGUGUCACAUUUCCUAGACUGUGUUGUAGCCUCCACUCUUGUGGGGGUCAACUCCAGCUCCUGGGGCACUUGUGAAUCACAGGGCCAUGAGAAGGAGCCCAGUUAAGUGGGUUCCUUUCCACAUAGGCUGUCUUUGUGAAAGACUCAGGAGAAAAAUUGUUUUAGCAUUACAGUUACAAAGCUAAGGCAGUUCUUUGUAUUUUAGCCUGUUCUUUACCAGGAAAACAUUACAUAUUAAACUCAGUAUCAAACACCUGAAUUCUGGGAAAUAACUAGAAUGUGUCAGUGACAAAAACAUCUGGGAAAAUAACUGCCAGUUGGGAAAAUGUUGUCGGCUUCAUAAAGUUAGUGACUGAGAUCUGUAAAUAGUUAAGUUAAAUCGUCAAGGUCAAAAGGAGUUGGUUACGUUUGAGUUUGGGAGAUAAUGAAAUGAUUGUUACCCUAACGAUUUGAAAGAUCUGUUGUUAUUAAAGUGUCAACCACUUACAUGGCUUUAAACACUAAUAUCCCAGGCAGCAAAGGCUUAGAUCUUAGUGGAAUGGACACUGCAUUAGGGUGGAAGUGUUGCACCCCUUUGGAUAUUUUCCCUAAUCAUUUUGUGCUCUAAAUUUUAAGUGUAAAGUGGUAGGAAGUUAUCAGCAGAGAUUAUCCUUCUUUCGUUACCAGAUUAAUUAAAAACCUACCUGUUAGACAGUGGCCUUUUAUUGAAAUGUAAUACUUGAAUUAAAGAAUACAUCUUGUAAGACAGACCUAAGAAUAUAUUAACUUGUACACAUGUAAUACUCAGUGAAGUCAAAGAAUGUUCUUUAAUGUUUCAAUAAAAAAUCAUGAUAUAAAGUGAUGAUUCAUUUCAGAACUUUAAAAACAGUUUUUAUUACUGCAUUAUCACUUGCAUUAUCUAAACUAUUAAGUGACCUUAAUGCUU
This is a messenger RNA of Loxodonta africana (African savanna elephant), 3257 nucleotides long. It is a transcript of the gene CXHXorf38, whose product is annotated as chromosome X CXorf38 homolog. Lineage: Eukaryota; Metazoa; Chordata; Mammalia; Proboscidea; Elephantidae. Bases 13 to 975 code for a protein of 320 amino acids. The transcript is spliced from 7 exons. The record is from RefSeq and is a predicted model, not a curated record.